Molecule: messenger RNA, 2172 nt
Organism: Perognathus longimembris pacificus (Pacific pocket mouse)
Lineage: Eukaryota; Metazoa; Chordata; Mammalia; Rodentia; Heteromyidae
Gene: Lime1
Product: Lck interacting transmembrane adaptor 1
Exons: 4
Coding region: 1078-1950 (290 amino acids)
Biological process (GO): regulation of transcription by RNA polymerase II; regulation of phosphatidylinositol 3-kinase/protein kinase B signal transduction; regulation of non-canonical NF-kappaB signal transduction
Cellular component (GO): B cell receptor complex
Molecular function (GO): protein kinase binding
Source: RefSeq, a predicted model, not a curated record
AGUGGACACAAGCCAAGGGUGUCCCAUCAUGUCUUAACACAAACAGGGCCUAGUGGGUGGGGAUGGGCCCUGAAGAACACUGUUAGUAAAGUGUGCAGACCUGGACAGAGGGUUCAUUGCUCCUUCUUGGCAGCCCCUGACCAUCCAGGUGGCCCGCUCUGCCCACCUCAGCAGUAAAUGUUUACCGUGUUGGGUAGGAGGGAUGUGGGUUAGGCUCAGAGUAGUGCUAGCUGGUAACAAAGAAUCACACCUCGAUGCCAGUAGUGCAGCAGCAGCAGGAUGAGCAGCUGCAGGGAGGGUUGAGUGACUGCUGGGGGGUGCUCUGUGACGGGCAGGAAAUGAGGUGGGGUGCUUGCCCACACCCAUAAGGAGCUUCCCCCUGCUCUAGACAGUGGAGGACACGCAGCGCUGUGGCUCUGGUAAGUGCCUACUCUGCCUUCCAACCCAGGCAGGUCCCAGGCUUCUUGAUGCCCAUCAUGGGGUCUGGGAGGGCUGCCUCCUGCCUAGUCAGGGCGUGGGGCUCUGGCCAUGACCCGCAUGAGCCCCCACUCCCAGCAGCUCUUUUAAGAACCACCCCCAGAAAAGACAGGUCCCGUGACAGGGAUAGAGGGGGAGAGGAGGAAAGCCAGAGAGCAGUGCAGUGCUGAGUGACAAACACCCCCCCCCCUUCCCAACCACGUUCAGUUCUGGUGAUGAAAAGCCUGCAGUCCUCACCAAACAGGGCCAUGCCUGGACCAGGAUAGCUCUAGUGGUAGCCUGUGGCUUGCGGGCCCAGGUGUGACUUGAGAGGCUUCCCCAGAUCAUAGGUUUGGGCUGCAGUGACCCCAGUGCAGCCUUGGCCAUGCUCUACCAGUCUCAUGGCCACAUUUACUAAGCAAAGUACUUUUUCACCAAGAGACCCUAGCUAGAGGAGGGAAGGUAGGCAAGACCAAAAGGCCCGGGGGUUUCCCAGGGUGGCGUGGCGAGUGCUGACUCAACGCCAAAAGGAAGUGUCUGCCCACAAGUGGGGCUGCUAGGUGUGUGCCUGGUACCUCCAGUGCCCCUUUUUUCUGCCCUUAGGUCCUCCCAUGACAUAGGAUGGGGCUGUUGGUACCCUCAGCCCUGCCAGUCCUCUGGGUCCUAGGGUGCUUCUCCCUGCUCCUCUGGCUGUGGGCGUUGUGCACAGCCUGCCACAGGAAGCAGGCUCAGAGGAAACAGGCCAGGCGCCGCGGCAGUGUGGUGCCAGUGGAGAUGGUGAGUGCCAGGCUGUCCCGGGGCCAGAGCAGGACCAGCAGGGGACCAACCAGCAUUCUUUACCCCCAGUCUCUGAGGCGGACCUACCUCUGCUCCCUCAGCAAGUCUGAUACGAGGCUGCACGAACUCCAUCGUGGUAAACACUACAGCACAGCCCCACGACCUGCUAGCAUGGAUCUGCGCCCACUAUGGCUAGAGAUGUCCAGGGGAAGCACCAGACUGCAGGCAACCUCCUCCACCUUCCUACCCCAGCAGCUGCCCAGGGCUCCUGCUAUCACAGCCACAGCCCCCACAGAACCCACUGGCCCUGAGGCCACCUAUUCCAAUGUGGGGCUGGCUACAACCCCCAGGGCCAGCCUAGUGGCCAGGCCUGUGGUGUGGGGAGGAACACAGCUGAUCAGCUGUGACAGGCUCGGGCCUAGAACUAGACCUACAGUGGCCAAGUAUGCCUGCAUCCAGAAGUGCAAGGGCCCCCAAGAACCGCAGGGGGAGGCAGAAGUGACCCCAGCCACUCAGGAUAUCCUGUACUCAAAGAUCUGCAAGCCUAAACAUAGGAAUCCAGAACUUUCCAUAUUCCAACCAGACCCUCAGGGUCAGGGAGUGGUUCCUGCCCCGAGGAGAGGCUUGGCACAUGAAGACACCCCCCCUCAAGACCUGGGCAUGGACCAAGGUCCCUCGGAAAACGUGUAUGAGAGUAUUCAGGAGAUGGGGCUCUGAACGCCUGCAAACCGUCCCCCUCCAUUAGCACAAGUGGGGAAUAUACACAGGGCACCAAGCCCUCUACCCUUUCCAUCUUCCUCAGCUUAGGGCACCUUUCUCCCGAGGGAUUCCCACCCUGCCGGUGACAGUACAGGUGUCAGAUCCCAGAGCUGUGUCCCUGUCAUCCAGGUGGGCCUGCAUACUAAUAAAUCCCCAUCUCACGGGAUGGACAUGCUGGCC